UUCGGCCAUGAGUGCUCGGUGAUCCCGCGGCGCUGCGAAUCGCGGACCCGGGACUUCGAGAGGCAAUGCUGGCUCGGCUUUGAUUGGCUUGGGGGACAGUGAAGAAACCCCAAAAUGGAGGACUUUUCUACCAGGACCUACGGCACCAGUGGCCUGGACAACAGGCCUCUGUUUGGAGAGACGUCGGCCAAGGAAGAUGCAUCUCGUUUAUCCUGUGGCUUUGCACAAUCCCAGCCCACGGUGCACACUGUCCGAGAAACACAGCUCUGGUCCACCCAUCUCGGUUUGGACCAGCCACAUUCCAGGCGUUCAGUAACCGGGCAUAGCUGGUGCUGCGUACUGGGCAGCGCGCUUCUAAAGAUCGAAUCAUCAAUUUAGUUGUUGGCAGCUUAACAUCCUUACUGAUUCUAGUAACGCUGAUCAGUGCUUUUGUUUUCCCUCAACUACCUCCAAAACCGUUGAAUAUAUUUUUUGCUGUCUGCAUCUCUUUGAGUAGUAUUACUGCCUGCAUACUUGUGAGUACUUUUUAGAAUAUAAAUUCAGUAUCCUUGAGAGCUGAAGGUUGCAGUUUAUGGGACAGAUUUCCAGCCCUGGCAGAUGUCUGUAUGAAAGGAUAUCUCUAAUUACAAAACCGUCCUUGGGUGGGCACGAAUGAAAGGGUAUCAGGGUAUCUCUCAUUAUAUCUGAGUUUCCUUUUCUCCUAAAUCCCAAAGUUGUAACCCUAAAAGGAAACUACUACCUUAAUAGCAAAAAUAAAACAAAACCCAAAAAACUCAGGUGGCCAAAGAGUUGAUGUAAUUUUCUUAAUUCAUCUUCCUUCAAGGACUACAUACAGAGCCCAACAGGCUUUGGGAAAUGCCAUUACUCCUUCUUACUUCUAAUAAUUUAAAAAGUAGUCUAUUUUAAUCUCUUGAGCUUUAUCUUCCCCAGUGAAAGUAAUUAACACUAAAAUCUCUUGGCAAACCUAAAACUGCAGUUGUAUCCUUUCCACAACAAUGUUUAAUUUUACUACAAAGAAGCCUUUUAGGUAAAGAAAUAAAGAUGGUGGAUCCUCA
Molecule: messenger RNA, 1055 nt
Organism: Vicugna pacos (alpaca)
Lineage: Eukaryota; Metazoa; Chordata; Mammalia; Artiodactyla; Camelidae
Source: RefSeq, a predicted model, not a curated record